Kockovaella imperatae is the source of this 2679-nucleotide messenger RNA. Its product is annotated as putative WD-repeat protein. The coding region runs from base 1 to 2679 and encodes 892 amino acids. Gene Ontology annotation, cellular component: small-subunit processome; Pwp2p-containing subcomplex of 90S preribosome. Gene Ontology annotation, biological process: rRNA processing. The record is from RefSeq and is a predicted model, not a curated record. Gene Ontology annotation, molecular function: protein binding. The transcript is spliced from 15 exons. Lineage: Eukaryota; Fungi; Basidiomycota; Tremellomycetes; Tremellales; Cuniculitremaceae.
AUGUUUGUACAUACUCCCAAGGGGGCUCUGGCGACACCAACAGUCAACCUGGUGACCAGUGUGGGGAGAAGCUGGAUGAUGUGGGAUAUGGAAAGAAUGACGCUGGUUUUUGUCGGACCCGAGUCUGGCGGAGAGAUCAAGAGCCUUGUACAGACUGGGACAGAGGUGUUUGCUGCUGUUGGGUCUCGAGUUCUCAAAUAUCACCGUGGAAAGCAGACUGGGGUAUUCAAAGCUCCUGCUGAAGUCAAUCUGGCUAGCAUACAGAUUCUCGGCGAUCAGCUGCUGGCUCUGCGAGAAGAUGGGACAGGCCUGUAUAUCUUCGAUCUUGCCUCGGGCUCGGUUGCCAACGAGCUUCAAUUCCAUCCCGCCUUCCAAGCGACCGUCUUUCUGCACCCUUCUACCUACUUGAACAAGAUUCUGAUCGGUGGGAAGACAGGAGAGCUUCAGCUCUGGAACGUCAGGACAUGCUCACUCAUCCAUACGUUCGCACCUGCCUCACCUUCAUCACACUCUCCAGUCACAGCCUUGGUACAGGCCCCAGCCGUCGAUGUUGUAGGCGUCGGGCAUCUCGAUGGAUCUAUCAGAAUUCUCGAUAUACGUCAGGGAGACCUGGUCAUGCAGCUGAAAGUGGACGAUGGGAGCGUGACUGGUCUGGCAUUCCGGAUGGAUGGUCCGCCUAUACUUGCAAGUUCCUCAUCCGCAGGCUCUAUAGCCUUUUGGGACUUGUCCAAGGGGGGUAGAGUGAUUCAUGUCCAACGACGAGCUCACGAGAGGGGUAUCUCGGGUUUGGAAUGGGUGCCAGGUCAGCCUCUGUUGAUCAGUUCCAGCGGGGACAACAGCAUAAAGCAAUGGCUUUUCGACUCUCCGACGUCCGUACCUCGACUAUUGAAAUUCCGUGGUGGCCACCAUGCACCCCCCUCAUGGAUUAGAUACCAUGGAGAGGAUGGGAAGGACAUCUUGACUGCUGGCCGAGACAGAUCGUUGAGAAAUACCAGCGUUGUCCGGGACUCCAGAAGUCAUGAGCUAUCGCAGGGGCAAUCUCUGAUUAAGAAAUCCAGAGGACUUGGUAUUUCGGCCGACGAGCUCAAGCUGCCGCCGAUCACAGCCAUGUCUUCCUCGUCCACGCGAUCAAAGGAUUGGGACGACAUUCUUACUGCUCAUGCAGAGGAGACGUCCGCUCGGACCUGGAGGGCAAUGGAUAAAAAGAUGGGCACUGGAAAUUUCGAAAUGGAGCAUGGUGUCAUCCAGGCUGUAUGCGUCACUGCGUGCGGGAAUUUCGGAUUGGCAGGGUCCUCAGCAGGCGAGAUCAAGAUGUGGAAUAUGCAAUCAGGGAAGGAAAGGCGGUCUUUCGGACUCACAGGGGAGCCCCGAGGCGACACACGCCCAGGCAUCAUUGCAUCUGCCAAAGGCAAGGCGAAAGAAAAGGCCAGAGCUCCGGUCAGGUCGAUUCAAGCCGUCACCGGAAUCGCCACCGAUGCGUUGAAUACAACCGUCAUUGCCAGUACGCUGGAGGGGAAGCUUUAUUUCUUCGACUUUCACUCCACAAAGCUUGGGGCUGAGCUACAGCUGCCAUCUUCCAUCACAGCUCUUGGUGUUCAUCGAGAUAGUGGUAUACUGAGCGCCAUCUGUGACGAUCUCGUCGUCCGAUUGGUAGACAUUGAAACAAGGAGGGUCGUCCGAGAGCUCAGAGGAUUCAAAGGCAGAAUACUGGAUCUCGCUUUCUCGCCUGAUUCAAGGUGGCUCAUUACUACGUCAAUUGACUCGAUCGUGCGGACUUAUGAUAUCCCUACCGGAAGUUUAGUGGACGCUUUCCGGACGGAAAGUAUCGCCACGAGUCUGACUUUUUCUCCCACUGGCGACUUUCUGGCGACGGCGCAUGUGGAUAGUCUGGGUGUCCAUUUAUGGGCAAAUAAGGCUCAGUUCUCCGAUGUUGCUUUCAGUCAUAUCAACGAUGAGGACGAUGUGCAAGCAGUGGCGCUGCCUUCGGUGCAGGUUGUAGACGAUCUUUCACGUCUCGAAGGCUUUGAGCCGAUAGGUGCACCGGAGCCUACGGAUAUCUAUACAUCACCGGAGCAGCUCACGGAAGGACUGUUGACUCUUUCGUUGAUGCCGCGAUCAAGGUGGCAGACACUAUUGAAUCUCGACACCAUCCGGGCCCGCAACAAGCCCAAAGAGCCACCAAAAGCACCCGAAAAGGCGCCAUUCUUCCUGCCAACUGUCGCUGGUCUCGAGACUCGAUUCGAUUUGAGUUCUGCACAACCGGAUGAGGCAUCGUCUUCAACCCAAAAGAUUUCCACCUUUGGCUCCUUCAUCGACAGUGAUUUCACUAGGCGACUGAUGCUGGAGCCAGAGGACUCGAACUACUCUGCCUUCUUCGAGUUCGCCAAAGCUCUAUCACCUUCGGCCCUUGAUCUCGAGAUCCGCUCGUUGUCCUCGAUAGAGCAUUUGUCUCGGUUCUUACACGCUCUGACUGCGCGUCUCAAGUCUCACAGGGAUUUCGAAGCAGUUCAAGCCCUGCUCAGUGUCCUCUUGACCGUGUCCGCAGAUCUUCUUAUCGCCAACGAAGAAUUGUGUGAUCAGCUGGUGACACUGAGAGAGGAACAAGGUAAAGAGAGUGCCAGAUUACGAGAGUUAGUGGGCUACACCAUGGGCACUCUAAGCUUUUUGCGAGGGGCAUAA